Messenger RNA from Plasmodium cynomolgi strain B, 920 nucleotides. Its product is annotated as acyl CoA binding protein. Bases 282 to 560 code for a protein of 92 amino acids. The transcript has 3 exons. The record is from RefSeq and is a predicted model, not a curated record. Gene Ontology annotation, biological process: fatty acid metabolic process. Gene Ontology annotation, molecular function: fatty-acyl-CoA binding. NCBI's taxonomy places the organism in Eukaryota, Apicomplexa, Aconoidasida, Haemosporida, Plasmodiidae.
AAUUUUCCUUUAAGUGAAAAUUUUCUUUGAACUUUAUUUUUUUUUUAAACAAAACUUACUCUUUUUUUUUUAUUUUUCUUUAGCCUUCUCACAUCACCUACUGUGAAAUAAAACAUUUUUACAAACUGCUUCGAUUUUUAUCAAAACAAUUACACUCUUAUAUGUGCCAUCCCUAUAAUUAAAAGAAAAAAGAAGCCCCUCCCCAAAAUUUUCGCCAUCCACCUGGUUUUUACCUUCCUCGAAAUUGUAAAUCCUCUCCCCAAACAAGCUUCCCGAGCACAAUGAGUAUGGCCGACUUAUUUGAAAAAUGCGUUUCCUUCGUAAACGCCCUUCCCAAAAGUGAAAUAAUUUCUUUGGAGAAUAAAUUACUUUUGUACAAAUACUUUAAGCAAGGCACAGUUGGAAACUGUAACAUAGUUGCACCAAGUAUGUUUAAGCUUCAGGAAAGGAAAAAAUAUGAAGCAUGGAAAUCAAUUGAAAAUUUGAGCAAAGAAGAAGCAAAGAAGAAGUAUGUCGAAACGGUUCAGAAUUUGUAUCCCGACUGGGAAAAGGGAAUAUAAAAGAAAAGAUUUACAAAUGUGAACUGAACAUAUUUUUUUACAACAUAAGGAGAAAUUUAUAAAAUCUGUGGGCACAAUUUUGCGUGUGUAUCACGAAGCAUCCCACGUUGUGCUGCAAAUGUAUAGAAGUACUUACAACAUGCGAGCAAAACAACGCGUAAUUGCUUAUGUAUACAUCUUCAUGAAUGCAUAUUUCUAGCCGUGUUGUUGAUGACACGGUGUGAAGGGAACAUUUCUUCUUUUUUUUUUCACCCCCCUCCUCCCCCGAAAAUAUGAAAUGUGUAGAAGAAACUUCUUUUUUAUGUACGCGUUUUUGCAUUUGCCAUUUUUAUGCUGAAGUGUAAGCAUAUAUAUACGAAA